Anolis sagrei ordinatus is the source of this 2857-nucleotide messenger RNA. It is a transcript of the gene BMP15, whose product is annotated as bone morphogenetic protein 15. The record is from RefSeq and is a predicted model, not a curated record. NCBI's taxonomy places the organism in Eukaryota, Metazoa, Chordata, Lepidosauria, Squamata, Anolidae. Gene Ontology annotation, molecular function: cytokine activity; growth factor activity. Gene Ontology annotation, cellular component: extracellular region.
CUGGCCUGCAGGACUCAGUCUCUCACCUUGUUUGAAGCUUUGUACCAUUGCCUUGUUCAUGUUCUUCCCUGGACUGAACAGCAAGGAAGGGUCUUGCUCCUGCCUAUGAGAGGUCUGGCUGCUUGUCUCGUCUCACAGGGUUUGCCUGUGGGUCCCAGGAUGGGGUUGUGAAGGCCCUUCCUUGGGGCAUGGAGGCAGCCCUGUAGCUCCUUGGUGCCCAAUGGCUGGCUGGAGCCCCCUUUCCCCCUGCGGGGUCCUGCUUCUCAUGGCUGCAAUGCUGUUCCUCCUGGAGUCCCCCCUGGGGCAAGGGAGGGAGGCCCCUGCCUCGCACAAUGGGGCCCUUGUGGGGGCACCUCCGCUCCCCUUGAUCCGGAUGCUGCUCAGCCAGGGGCCCCCCAAAGCCCGCCCUCUGGGGCGCCGCAGGAGGCAGGCAGGCCAGCAACCACUGCGCUACAUGAUGGACCUCUACCGGAGUGUGGCUGACCGGCACGGCCGGCCUCGCAGGGACCGCCGGAUGCCCACCAACACUGUGCGUCUGGUCCAGCCCUUUGCCAAGCACCACCAGCCAGGGACAGGUCCCUGGUUGGUCUGGACUCUGGACUACCGCUUGGAGGUCAAGCCGCAGGUGGAACAGUUGGUGCGGGUUGUGGCCAUCUAUUCUCGGACUCAGUUGUCCAAUGGCGGCCCUUUUGCCUGUGUGGUCGAGUUGCUCCGGGGACAACGCGCCUCCUCUCCCAGUCCGCUCAGCUUAGACUGGGUCCCCCCACAGGACCACCUGAAUGCGACCGUGGCCUCUCCGACCCAAGACAGCUGGGUGGAAAUGGACCUCUCUGCACACUUCCCAUUGUGGGGGUCCUGGGAUGCCCCUCAGAGCUGGGUCUUGCACCUGCGCCAUGCCUGUGCCUCCUCCUCCUCUUCUGCAGGGCGGCCCCUGGACCCUGCCGCCGUGUCUCUGGAUGACCCCUUCUUGUUGCUCUACCUCAAUGACACCCGGCAGGCCCUGCGGGCGGAGGGGGAAGAGGGCCCGAAUCCAGUCCUGGGCCUUUCCCCACUGAAGCCUGUUCGGGGAAGCCCCUUCCUCGUCCGCAGGGCCCGCCAAGCUGGCCGCUUGGCCCUCGACCUGCCCGGCUACUCUCGUCCCAGUGGCCCCAAGAGAAACGAGGAGUGCUCCCUGCGCCCCUUCCGGGUCAGCUUCAGCCAGUUGGGCUGGGACCACUGGAUCAUUGCCCCACACUUGUACUGGCCCCAGUUCUGCAAGGGAGGCUGCCCCCGGGUCCUGCGCCAGGGCUACCAUGCGCCCAACCAUGCCAUUGUCCAGAACUUCAUCAAUGAGCUGGUGGACUCCAGCGUGCCCCGGCCCUCCUGCGUGCCCUACGAGUACGGCCCCAUCAGUGUCCUCAUGAUUGAGCCCAACAAUGACAUUCUCUACAAGGUCUAUGACAACAUGGUCGCCAAGUCCUGCACCUGCCGCUGAGCUGGGCCUGGAGCGGGCAGAAUGGGACGUCCGUCGGAGUCCUGGCUCAUCCUCCAGCCUUGAUGUUCUCCACUUGCUGGCUCUGCUCACCUUGGAGGACCAUCUCCCCUGAGUCCCCUUUCUGUCCCCUACUAAGAGAUGGUCUGAAUUUUAAUGAAACUGGACUCCUGUUCAUCUGACUCCUGAUGCCUUCCCUCCGCACAGGACAUGCAAACACGGACUGUUUUAGCCCGGGACUUUUAUGCAUUGAAUGCUAAUAUGGUCCACUUUGUUUUCUCCUUGGAAAAAGAAAGAAGGGACACCUGACGGGCUCCUAGGACAGUUUUCUUUAGGUCCUGAUGUGGGUUUGGUGCAAGAGGAGGAGGACAAUGAAGGAAGUUCAGUCACUGCAAGGAGAGGCAGGGUUUGCUUUGCAAUCCUUUGAAAACUCUCCCUAAGAACCAGACUCAGUCCUGUUUCUCAUACCAGUGUGUCAACCCUCCCCAUUUUGGAAAGCAGAAGGGUGCAUGGGGGUCACAGGAAAGCACUGCUUGCAUGUGUGGGGUCUUAAUAAGAAGGCCUUAGGCCUCUGCUUUGGCACAAAGGCAGCCCAAUACCUUGAAUCUGUUGGGAAGAGAGAUGGAUGGUGUGAACUCCAGAGGAGCUGAUGAGGGCUUCCUGGGACAAUCACACAGUGAGUUGGUGUUUUGUGCUUUGGUCCAAGCCAGGCCUCCUGGUCUGCAGUGGGGCUCCUCUGUCUUUGUGCUGCUUCUGCUGGGAAGUGGCCUAGGGCUUGAUCCUCUUUUCUCUCUCUCUGGCACAGUGUCCGCUUCUCCGCACUCUGUUUGCCUUCCUUGUGGUCAUUUGCUGCCUUUGUGUAUCCUUCUCACGAUGCAAAUAAAAGCACAUUGCCAUUGGCACCUGCAAUUUUGGGAGACCCGGUAAGUUUGAUGGUUUUUAAUGCUUCUUGUAAUAAACAAUACAAUAUCUGGACAUUUUAAGAGGAAGUAGACUGGGUGGAGGAGAGGGUGGCUAAGUGGAGUGUCCCACGCUUAUUCUGGCCCCAUAUGGUUGCCCUGGAUGGGUAUGCUGCUUGUCUAUGGAUGUCUAUGGGGCAAGGGGGUUAGCUUUGCAUUGCCUUGCCUGAGGGUUUUGCCACUGGACUCUUCUCCCACAAAACCACCCUUUCCCACCGAAGGGAGCACUUUAUAGGUUGUCUCCAGAGGUAGGCUUUCUCCUCCUUGCUCUGAAUACUUUUCAUUUUGGCCCCAAUCUAUCCAUCUAUUCUCUCCCCUCCUCGGCUGGUGCGCUGUUAUCUCCUGCUCUGAAUCGAUUGUCAAGAAACUGGGUUACAUUUCUAUUCAUGACCUGGUGUAUUGAAAAGAGAUUGUGUAAAUAAACCUG